UAAAUGUCCGCUUUAGGUAGAUGCACUUGCGUGUCUGUCUGUCCGGGAUUGCCGAUUUCGCACCAACCAACAGUGCCGACAGGAUUCCGUAUUAAGGUUUCGCGCAUUUAGCCAGCCGUUGACAUAGUCUGGACUUUCGGAACUACCUCGCGUUUGAGUUCCGCAUAGUUUGAAUACAUUCCUGAAUGUGGCAACGAUGUUAACUGCACCCCUCACAACGUUCGUGUUGGCUGUCACCCUUUGGUCGAGUGUUCACGCGGAUACAAUCGACUGCUAUCAAUGCCAGAAUUGCCCUGUCCCAUUUGAUGAGUCCAGAGCACAGAAGCUGAGCAACUGUAACUAUUGCCGAACUAUACUGCAAUACCAAGGAGAAAACCAAGUGAAAGUCGACAAAAUGUGUGCCGUGACCUGUAUGGAAAAGAACCAAGUACACAAUGGCCGCGGAUCGAUCAGCCAGUGCUGUAGCACGGAUUACUGCAAUGCGGCCGCACAUGUCGUACUCAGCGAAAGUCUCAUGGCUGCGGGUUUAAUGGUUGCGUUCUCAAUGUUGUUUAAGAUGCUAUUCUGA
Messenger RNA from Dicrocoelium dendriticum, 568 nucleotides. Lineage: Eukaryota; Metazoa; Platyhelminthes; Trematoda; Plagiorchiida; Dicrocoeliidae. The record is from the annotation of a GenBank genome assembly.